AUGGAACCCGUUGCCAGCAAUUCAGAGACGCCAGGUCCAUCUGCCGCCGGCGAUGUAGGCGUUCCAAAGGUCUGCGAUGUCUCCCUGGCGUACAUCUCGCGUCUCCCCAACGAACCAAAGACGCGAGCUCUACAGGUCCCAGUCGAGUUCCACCAUGACGUGGAGGAUACCGUCAGCGGCCCCCACGGCCACACUCAUCUCUUCAAGUGGACUUUGGACUACGUCCGGGGAGACCCCGAAGCGGACGGCCGCUUCCUCCGCAGGCAGUCUGAGCUCGUGGCCAGCCUCAGGACCGAGGAGGGCUUGCUCGCGACAGUCCAAGAGGCCGUUGACGCGAAUCCAUCGAGCGACCAGGAAGAGAGCAUGUUUGUCUCCCAAGGCAGCGACGGCCUGACGGACGAGAAGCUGCACCGAGAAGCAUCCGUCCGCUGGCUCAAGCGCGAGCUCAACGCCACCAGCCACUUCUACAUGCUGGCCAAGGCCAUCGCCGGAACCAAGGCCCAGCAAGCGGCGGCCGCUGCUGCUGCCACCAGCGCCGAGGGCUUCCAGCCUCGAGUGCACCAGGCGGACCCGGCGCGGUACUCGCAGGGCGUCAUGGAGGACACCUUCUCGGUCCUUUUCGGCGACGACCAGGUCCCGCCGCUGCACCAAGUCGACAACACCGAGGCCAACGCCAGGCUCGUGAACCAGAUGGCGCAGUACCUGAGGUCGGACACGUUUGCCGGAUUCCAGAACUUCGCCGCCGACAUCGGCACGAGCUACAACCGCGUGCAGGGCCUCACGGCCGACCUCGCCGCCAUGGCGGGACACCAGGCCUACGGCGGCGGUGGCGGCGAGGAGCACGACGCGCAGAACAUCAUCAUGAUCACCAACAUGAUCCACAACAAGCGCUGGAACGAGCAGCAGGUCGAGCGCCUCGAGCUCGCGCACAAGGUCGCCUUCGUCGUCAAGACCCUCCGCCUGCAGGGCGCCGAGUACCACGACUGGGUCCAGGCCCACCCCGGUGCCCACGCCGUCCGCGAAGCGAUCGAGAGCGCGGCGCACGCCGAGGCCGCCGUCCAUUGGGCAGAGUCGUAG
This is a messenger RNA of Pyricularia pennisetigena, 1077 nucleotides long. RefSeq lists its product as uncharacterized. Bases 1 to 1077 code for a protein of 358 amino acids. The record is from RefSeq and is a predicted model, not a curated record. NCBI's taxonomy places the organism in Eukaryota, Fungi, Ascomycota, Sordariomycetes, Magnaporthales, Pyriculariaceae. The transcript has a single exon.